GGGGCGAUGCUGGCGGGGGGCAAAAAGGCUGCAGAGGCGGCGGCGGCGGGCGGCGAGGGCGGGCCUGAGGCGCCGGUGCCUCCGCCCGCCGCCGCAGGGGCGCUGGGGUCCUCUACCGAGAGCGGCGGGGUCGCGGAACGUACUCCUCGCAAGAAGGACCCACCGCGGGCCUCGCCCCCGGGUGGUCUGUCCGAGCCACCGGCCGCCGGUGCGGCCCCUGCGCCCGGCGCCGAAACCACUGGCAUCGCCGAGACCCCCGAAGGCCGCCGGACCAGCCGCCGCAAGCGCGCCAAAGUGGAGUACAGAGAGAUGGAUGAGAGUCUUGCAAACCUGUCAGAAGAUGAAUAUUAUUCUGAAGAAGAGAGGAAUGCUAAAGCUGAGAAAGAGAAAAAGCUGCCACCACCACCUCCACCAGCUCCUGCAGAAGAAGAAAAUGACAGUGAGCCAGAGGAGCCAUCUGGGCAAGCAGGAGGACUUCAAGACGACAGUUCUGGAGGGUAUGGAGACGGCCAAGCAUCAGGUGUGGAGGGUGCAGCUUUCCAGAGUAGACUUCCACACGACCGUAUGACAUCUCAAGAAGCUGCCUGCUUCCCUGAUAUAAUCAGUGGGCCCCAGCAGACUCAGAAGGUGUUUUUGUACAUCAGGAACCGCACCCUGCAGCUCUGGCUGGAUAACCCAAAGAUUCAGCUGACAUUUGAGGCAACUAUCCAGCAAUUAGAAGCACCUUAUAACAGUGACACCGUGCUGGUUCACAGAGUACACAGCUAUCUGGAGCGGCAUGGGCUCAUCAACUUUGGCAUCUACAAAAGAGUGAAGCCCCUUCCCACCAAGAAGACUGGGAAGGUGAUCAUCAUCGGUUCUGGAGUCUCUGGGUUGGCAGCAGCUCGCCAGUUGCAGAGUUUUGGAAUGGAUGUCACAGUUCUGGAAGCCAGGGACCGAGUAGGAGGAAGAGUCGCAACCUUCCGCAAAGGCAACUAUGUUGCUGACCUGGGAGCAAUGGUGGUGACAGGACUUGGAGGAAAUCCCAUGGCUGUGGUCAGCAAACAAGUGAAUAUGGAAUUGGCUAAGAUCAAACAAAAAUGCCCACUCUAUGAAGCAAAUGGACAAGCUGUCCCAAAAGAGAAAGAUGAAAUGGUGGAGCAAGAAUUUAAUCGUCUUCUGGAAGCAACAUCCUAUCUCAGUCAUCAGCUGGAUUUUAAUGUUCUCAAUAACAAGCCUGUGUCCCUAGGUCAGGCUCUGGAGGUUGUCAUACAAUUGCAGGAGAAACAUGUGAAGGAUGAGCAGAUCGAACACUGGAAAAAAAUUGUGAAAACACAGGAGGAGUUGAAAGAUCUGCUUAACAAGAUGGUGAAUUUGAAAGAGAAAAUUAAAGAACUUCAUCAGCAGUAUAAGGAAGCCUCAGAAGUGAAGCCACCUCGUGAUAUUACUGCAGAGUUCCUUGUGAAAAGCAAACACAGAGAUCUGACUGCACUCUGCAAGGAGUAUGAUGAAUUGGCAGAAACGCAAGGAAAGCUGGAAGAGAAGUUACAAGAACUUGAAGCCAAUCCACCCAGUGAUGUUUACCUGUCAUCAAGAGACAGGCAAAUACUUGACUGGCAUUUUGCCAACCUGGAAUUUGCCAACGCCACGCCGCUGUCCACGCUCUCACUGAAGCACUGGGACCAGGAUGAUGACUUUGAAUUCACAGGCAGCCACCUGACUGUGAGGAAUGGCUAUUCCUGUGUGCCUGUGGCUCUGGCAGAAGGGUUGGACAUCAAACUGAACACAGCAGUUCGACAGGUUCGCUACACAGCAUCAGGCUGCGAGGUAAUAGCUGUGAACACCCGAUCUACCAGCCAGACUUUCAUCUACAAGUGUGAUGCUGUGCUGUGUACUCUUCCUUUGGGAGUGCUGAAACAGCAGCCUCCAGCAGUACAGUUUGUGCCACCUCUUCCUGAGUGGAAAACUUCUGCAGUGCAGCGAAUGGGAUUUGGCAACCUUAACAAGGUUGUGUUGUGUUUCGAUCGUGUCUUCUGGGAUCCAAGUGUUAAUUUGUUUGGCCAUGUUGGCAGCACUACUGCGAGCAGAGGAGAACUCUUCCUGUUUUGGAACCUGUACAAAGCACCCAUAUUGUUGGCCUUGGUGGCAGGAGAAGCAGCAGGGAUCAUGGAGAACAUCAGUGACGAUGUCAUCGUGGGACGCUGCCUCGCCAUCCUCAAAGGCAUCUUCGGCAGCAGCGCCGUGCCGCAGCCUAAGGAGACCGUGGUGUCCCGCUGGCGUGCUGACCCAUGGGCCCGAGGAUCCUACUCCUAUGUAGCAGCUGGAUCUUCUGGGAAUGACUAUGAUUUGAUGGCCCAGCCCAUUACUCCAGGGCCAGCCAUUCCAGGUGCUCCUCAGCCCAUCCCUCGGCUGUUCUUCGCAGGAGAGCACACGAUCCGCAACUACCCUGCGACGGUGCAUGGAGCGCUGCUGAGUGGCCUGCGGGAGGCAGGGCGCAUCGCUGACCAGUUCCUUGGGGCCAUGUACACUCUGCCUCGCCAGCCCACACCUGGGGUCCCCCCACAACAAGCUGCCAGCAUGUGAGAACAGAAGGUAUCUGAAGAGGAAUGAGAAGACCACAGUGCUGCUGUUGUGUACU
Molecule: messenger RNA, 2617 nt
Organism: Indicator indicator
Lineage: Eukaryota; Metazoa; Chordata; Aves; Piciformes; Indicatoridae
Gene: KDM1A
Product: lysine demethylase 1A
Exons: 20
Coding region: 7-2562 (851 amino acids)
Biological process (GO): regulation of DNA-templated transcription
Cellular component (GO): nucleus
Molecular function (GO): oxidoreductase activity; protein binding; flavin adenine dinucleotide binding
Source: RefSeq, a predicted model, not a curated record